AUGAGUGCGGAUAUGCAGCAGUUCAUCGUCCGCCAGGUGAACCUCUACCGCAAUCAGGUGGCCUCCGGCGCAUUUAGAAAAUGGCCGCCCGCCGAGCGCAUGGCCACCGUCCAGUGGGACCCUGAGCUGGCAAAAUUGGCAGAGUUUGCGGUCAAGCAGUGCCACCUUGCCACCGACAACUGCCGCAACACCAGACGCUUCAAGCACGUAGGCCAGAUCGUGGGACACGUCAUCUUCAGCGCCAAUCGCUUCAGCCAACGCCAGCUGAUCGGCCACAAGAUCUACAAUUGGUUCAAUCAGUACAAGAAGGCAACAGCAGGGCUCGGGCUGGGACUCCGCAAGGACAUCACCAGCUUCCGCCAGCUGAUCCAGGAGCGUGCCACCCACAUGGGCUGUGGCGUUCUCCAGCAGCAGCGCCACCGCUGGCAACAGCAGUUCAUUGUCUGCAACUUCGCGCGGGAGAAUGUGCACCACGAGCCAGCCUAUGCCAUCGGCCACAAGGCGGCUGCCGGCUGCCAAAAGGGCACCAAUCCCCAGUUCCCCAAUCUGUGCGCCGUGGAGGAGCCCUUUGAUGUGAACGCCGUGGAUCGUUAUGUCCCAAAGCCGACGCUUCUCAUCAAAAUGAAGUACAGUGAGGACGGCAUGGAAUCAAUUGCAGCCAAGUCCAGGCCCAAGCGUGCUUAA
This is a messenger RNA of Drosophila miranda, 684 nucleotides long. Its product is annotated as antigen 5 like allergen Cul n 1-like. The transcript has a single exon. Bases 1 to 684 code for a protein of 227 amino acids. NCBI's taxonomy places the organism in Eukaryota, Metazoa, Arthropoda, Insecta, Diptera, Drosophilidae. The record is from RefSeq and is a predicted model, not a curated record.